AUGCCGACUUUUGGCAUACUAUUCCUCCGUAAAGAUGUCCGAAGAGGGAAAUUAGCACAGGAAACUGCAGGUGCGUGUGUCAAAAAUGGAGAACAGUCCAAGACGGCAAGAGGAGAGGAAAAGAUGUGGCCGUCGAUCAAAAGGAGCGCUUACAGCGAAGACACUGACACAACUCAGUCGCUCGCCCUUUGCCCUACCUCGUCACCUUGCAGGCUUACAGAGUUGCAGAGCCCGAAAGCCGGCCAGCAGACGACAUUUGAGGCUUGA
This is a messenger RNA of Sporothrix schenckii 1099-18, 267 nucleotides long. RefSeq lists its product as uncharacterized. The transcript is spliced from 2 exons. The record is from RefSeq and is a predicted model, not a curated record. The coding region runs from base 1 to 267 and encodes 88 amino acids. Lineage: Eukaryota; Fungi; Ascomycota; Sordariomycetes; Ophiostomatales; Ophiostomataceae.